UGCGCUGAUUUUGGUGUAGGCGUUAGCUUGAAGUCUGAUUAAAUAUCCCGCACAUCAGACAGCAAUGUUUCAGAAAAACACGAGAUACAAAUGAAAUAUCACGCGCUUAAAAUCACACCGAGACGGUUUCAAGUGGAAAGGAGCGGACAGCGACAUUUUAAGCGCACCAUGCCUUCACCAUCCUCGGAAACAGAUGUUAAUGCCACUCAACAAGUGCAGGUUUGACUGAAUCACUGUACCCUUCACCUCUCCAUAUUUCCAGACUUUUGGGGGAAGCAUUUCUUCCAGGCUAACUUGAGCAUACAGUAAUAAUCAUGACCACCCACGAGUCAGACGUGCACACCAUCUCCCCAGAGCUGCCAGCAAUGUUUGAUGGUAUGAAGCUGGCGGCGGUUGCCACAGUGCUCUAUGUCAUCGUGCGCUGCUUGAACCUUAAGAGCCCCACUGCACCACCGGACCUCACAUACCAGGACUCACCUCUCAACAGCUUCCUUCUCAAGUCCUGUUCACAGCUGACUAAAGAGUAUAUCCCUCCCUUGUUGUGGGGUAAGAGCGGGCACCUCCAGACGGCUCUCUACGGGAAACUUGGCCGUGUCAGUGCACCACAUCCUAAUGGAAUCAGGAAGUACUUGCCCAUGCAGGAUGGGGCGACUGCUACCUUUGAUCUCUUUGAGCCACUGAGGCCUCAUCGAACAGGAGGUGACUUCACCAUGGUAAUUUGUCCUGGCAUUGGUAACCAUAGUGAGAAGCAUUACAUCAGAACCUUUGUGGAUUACUCACAGAAGGAUGGUUACCGCUGUGCUGUGCUGAACCACCUGGGUGCUCUUCCUGACAUUGAGCUUACCUCCCCACGCAUGUUUACUUAUGGGUGCACGUGGGAGUUUGCAGCUAUGGUUGGCUACAUUAAGCGAGCCUUACCUCAAACCCAGCUAAUUGUGGUGGGCUUCAGUCUGGGUGGCAACAUUGUAUGCAAGUUUCUGGGAGAGAACAAGACAAACCAGGAGAGGGUGCUGUGCUGUGUGAGCAUUUGUCAGGGAUACAGUGCUCUUAGGGCCCAGGAAACCUUCCUACAGUGGGACCAUUUCAGACGCUUCUAUAACUUCCUCAUGGCUGACAACAUGAAGAAAAUCAUCCUCUCACACAGACACAGCCUGUUUGGAGGAAGUUCAGCGAAGAUGAUUGAUGCAGAUCUUAGCCGUUUGUACACUGCAACAUCCCUCAUGCAGAUCGACGACAACAUCAUGAGGAAAUUCCACGGCCACAGCUCUCUCAAAGAGUAUUACGAGAAGGAGAGCUGUGUCCAUUAUAUUCACAAUGUAAAUGUGCCUCUGCUGCUGGUGAAUUCUGCAGAUGAUCCUCUGGUUCAUGACUCACUGCUCACCAUCCCGCGCACACUAGCAGCAAAGAAGCCAAAUGUGGUUUUUGCCCUGACACUGCAUGGAGGCCACCUGGGCUUCUUCGAAGGGGCGGUGCUCUUCCCUCAGCCGCUCACCUGGAUGGACAAAGUGAUCGUGGGCUACGCCAACACCAUGUGCCUGUGGGAGAAACACAAGCCGCCAUGCCAAAGUGGCCAACUGAGCGAGAGCUCCUGUGCACAGGAAAAGGCAUAAACUUUAACCUUGUGACCUCUGUCAUGCACUAUCACCCCCCCCCCCCUCCCAGCAGCAGUGAGAAGACACUUGACCUACACUUUAAAUGGCUCUUGUCUAAUCUGCCUUCAGCUCUGUUGCUGCUCAGAGCUAAUGUGCACAUCUGCCCUCGUGCCCCCUGGUCACAUGUCCAUACUGUCACCACGCUGUCAUGUCACCGUCACCUUACAGUAUGAGAAAGAACAAAAAAAAAAAACACCUGCCUUCAUCAUCCUUUCCACCUGCAAGAAGACUGACUCGAGAUUAAAAAGUUUUUUUUUUUUUUUACAACACUUAAAUAUGCCAACAAUUCAUGACUAACGGAAGCUUUGACCAAAUUUGACCAGAAAUACUACAUGGGUAAAGUACAGCUGCAACUGUGGUGUAAAGGUAUCAAAAAUACUUCAGCUUUUCCUUGUUUCUCUCUGUUUUUAUUUUCUGCUGCUACAUGUUGCUAACUGUGCCAUUUGUAGAAAAUGAGUGUUCGUACGUAAGGUUGUAGAAUUGACCAAUGUUAAUCCCCAGUGACAUGUCAGCAGGACAAAGGCACUGUCGUCUUUAUUUUGUUUGCCAGCUCUCCUCUCUAAGCUUUUUCCUUUCGGCUGUCAGCGGCUCAGUGUCGCGGUGUUGUUACCUUCACCAAGGAGGUGAACAUAUUCAUUGCUGUUUGUUAGCAGGAUUACA
Molecule: messenger RNA, 2312 nt
Organism: Thalassophryne amazonica
Lineage: Eukaryota; Metazoa; Chordata; Actinopteri; Batrachoidiformes; Batrachoididae
Product: monoacylglycerol lipase ABHD2-like
Exons: 12
Coding region: 315-1610 (431 amino acids)
Biological process (GO): medium-chain fatty acid biosynthetic process; medium-chain fatty acid catabolic process; sperm capacitation
Cellular component (GO): sperm plasma membrane; sperm flagellum
Molecular function (GO): monoacylglycerol lipase activity; acetylesterase activity
Source: RefSeq, a predicted model, not a curated record